This is a messenger RNA of Mus caroli (Ryukyu mouse), 1659 nucleotides long. The record is from RefSeq and is a predicted model, not a curated record. Lineage: Eukaryota; Metazoa; Chordata; Mammalia; Rodentia; Muridae.
GUGGGUGAGAGAAGGAUGCUUCACGGACUGGCGUUCUGCCUGGUGGAACCACUGUAAGGAAGGGCAGUGUUUUUCAGCUGCUGUGAUAAAUGCAGCCGACGGGGCAGUCGCUACUUGAUGCUCACAAAGGUCUUUGUUUUAAAGUUUGUCUUCACCGAAGCCUUUUCUCGUCAUGCCAAGCCAGCAGAAGAAGAUCAUCUUUUGCAUGGCUGGCGUACUGAGCUUUCUCUGUGCUCUUGGAGUGGUGACGGCAGUGGGCACCCCACUGUGGGUUAAAGCCACUAUCCUCUGCAAAACAGGGGCUCUGCUUGUCAACGCGUCAGGGAAGGAGCUGGACAAGUUCAUGGGCGAGAUGCAGUAUGGCCUUUUCCAUGGAGAAGGCGUAAGGCAAUGUGGGCUAGGAGCAAGGCCUUUCCGGUUCUCGUGCUCCUGUGGCUGUCUUGUCAUGAUAUUGUUUGCCUCUGAAGUGAAAGUCCACCGCCUUUCAGAGAAAAUUGCAAAUUUUAAAGAAGGGACCUAUGCCUACAGAACACAAAACGAAAACUAUACCACCUCAUUCUGGGUUGUUUUCAUUUGCUUUUUUGUUCAUUUUUUGAAUGGGCUCCUGAUACGACUUGCUGGAUUUCAGUUCCCUUUCACAAAAUCUAAAGAAACAGAGACCACUAAUGUAGCUUCAGAUUUAAUGUACUGAAAAGCAAAUAUCUUCAUAAUUUCUCAAUAAGGAUAUGGACUUCCUUUGGCCACAUUUAAUAUGGGUGAUUUCAUCUGUGCAUUUAGACUUCUUAAGCACCAAGCCCUCCUUAUGUUAUGUUUACAGAGCAUGUAGAAAGAAUACAGGCUGGAAAAUAACAGAAGCAGGAGGAUGGUUUCACUGGAAAGACGCUCUUCCUGAUGGGUAAUGGCCUGCAUAGUUAGUCCAAAGCAGUUGGCUAGAAGGAUGGAUGGUUACUCCAUGUCCUUACUGACUUAUAAGAUGCAUGUUUUCCCAAGCAGAACUCAACAGGCACAUGACAUAUAGUUUUGUAAGACUCCAGGGAACCUUAACUUACCGGGGACCCCCUGAGUGGACCACGUGGAGCUGGGAUCAAUGCAAAAAGCAAGUGGAAUUUAUUGUUCCAGUGCACUGGGGUUGUUCCAGAUCCGAAGGAGAGGCAGCGACCCCCAGCACCCGUUCAGUGAGUUUUUAUACGGUUUCCAGGGGCAGAAUAGAGCAUCAGCAACUAGGCACAAUAUGAUUGAUGGAACAGUGCACCCUUUAAACUGAUUGGUCUUUAGGGACUGAGGUGACAAGGACUUCCAUUGUCUGAAGGUGGAGGUCCUGCAGAAUGUGUCCCCACACACAGGUCGGUUCCUGCCCUUUAGUCUGAGAAAUGUUAAUUAGCCUCUCCCUUCCAGAGGGGGAAGUGUUUCAUGACCUUCCCAAAGUUCUUGAGCUGACCUAUUCAGUUAAAUAAAACAGACAUUAUUUCUAAUUGUCCACAUAGUCACAGAUCCCAGAAAACAGAGGUGAAAUUGGUGUCUUAAACUGACAGUGCACUGAAUCAUUGAAAACCUUCAAGUUCUUUGUAAGUUUGCUUAGAGCAUGAUGUCAUUAUGUCUGGUGGUCAAAACCAGAAAAGUUUAUAAGCAAACAAGCAAGCUAGCAAGAAAGGAAGAAAA